CCUGAACUAUGUUCUCAGUUUUGCUUCUAUUCUCUGUGCUCUGCUGACUAUGACAGGAAUCUCCCAUCAUGCCAUCAGACAUGAGACUUGUGAUUCUGGGUUUUAGAGAUGCAGGGAAGAGUUCAGCAGGAAAUACCAUCCUAGGGGGACAGCACUUCUACAGUAAGAAAACAGUCCAGCGAGUGAAAGGAGAGAGAAACGUAGAUGGCAGACAUGUCACUAUUAUUAAAGCUCCAGGCUGGGGAAAGGACCAACUUCUUAAAGACACGGCUGAGCUCAUGAAAGAAGAAAUUACUCUCAGCGUGUCUCUGUGUCCUCCAGGACCCCACUCAGUCCUCCUAGUCAUACGUGCAGGCAUGAAGUUCACAGAGACUAGCAGGAGAGCAGUACAGGAACAUGUGGAGCUUCUAGGUGAGAGAGUGUGGAGUCACACCAUAGUGCUGUUUACUCAUGGAGACUGGCUUGGGGAGAGAAGCAUUGAGCAGUACAUCGAGAGUGAGGGCAAACCUCUCCAGUGGCUUGCUGAGAAAUGUAGGAACAGGUAUCAUGUCUUCAGCAAUGAGACUACUAAAGUUGAGGUUUCAGAACUGUUUCGCAAAGUAGAAGAGACAGUAAUUGGGAAUAGCGGCCAUCCUUAUGAAAUAGAUGGAAAAGUACUGAGGGCAGUGGAGGAGAGAAAAACUGUAGAGACCAAGAAAGCGGAACAGAUGAAGAAUAAGUUUCAGGAGAAAAGGGAUGUACCGACUUCAACAGGAUAUGAUGCUAAGACAAGUACAGAGACUGUGAAAUCCAUACCUACAGGGGUUUCUAAAGAUCUGAGGAUUCUUUUGCUUGGUCACUCAAAUGCAGGGAUGUCUUCUGUAGGGAAUGGUUUGUUGAGCAGCCGGGAGUUUGAUUCAGAAAAUGCCCUCCAGGCAGUGAAGAAGCAACGUUGGGUGUCAGGGAGGCAUAUCACCAUAGUGAACACCCCUGGCUGGGGACGAGAGCAGCGUCUUAGUGACACUCCUGAACUCACCAGACAGGAGAUCAUACUCAGUGUGUCCCACUGUGACCCAGGACCUCAUGUUCUGGUCUUGGUUAUACGUGUGGGUGAGACAUUCACAGAGUUAAAUCGAAGAGCAGUGCAGGAUCACAUGGAUCUCCUUGGUGCAAGAGUGUGGGAGCACACACUUGUUGUGUUGAAAUGUGUGCGUGGACUGGAUAAUCUGCCCAUUAAGCAGUAUAUUGAGAGAGAAGGGAAAGCCCUCCACUGGCUGGUAGAAAAAUGUGGGAACAGGUGCUGUGUCCUGGAUAAUAAGAAUAAAUCAGAUUAUUCUUAUGUCGAGGAGCUUCUAAAAGUUGCUGACAGCACAGUUGAACAAAAUGGAGGGUCUCAUUAUGAGAUGGAGGGAGAGGUAUUACAGGAAGUACAAGCAAAGAAAAAGGGACAGGUGGAGAGAGCAAAAGAAAGAGAGAAUAAGGUAAGAAAACUCUGGGAGGAGCUGAAGAUGUGCGAAGGCCUGGAAAAGAUGACAAUCAGGGACAAGCCAAGAAAGGAGACAACUACAGUAACGAAUCAGACAAGGUCCUUCCUAACAGAUAUUCCCCUCCAAGAGUUCCGAAUCAUGCUGCUGGGACACAGAGGAUCUGGAAAGACGGCAGCUGGAAACACCAUCUUGGGCAGUGAGGCCUUCCACACCAAGCAGAGUGUACAGAGCAUGAAGAAAGAAGCUCGUGUAGCAGGAAGACGCUUAACUGUGAUCAGAGCAUCGGACUGGGAAAAGGAACAACUUCUGAUAGACACUCCUGAACUGACUAAACAAGAGAUUAUGCUCAGUUUGUCUAUGUGUCCUCCGGGACCUCAUGUUUUUCUUGUGCUUGUAAGUGUGGUAUUGAAAUUCACUGAAGCAAGCCGCAGAGCCAUUCAAGAACACCUGGAACUUCUCAGUGAGAAGGCCUGGAAGCACUGCAUGGUGCUGUUCACAUGUGAGGAGUGGUUGGGAGAUAUAACAAUUGAACAGUACAUUGAGAGUGAAGGCAAGCCUCUCCAGUGGUUAGUUGAGAAAUGUGGGGACAGGUAUCAUGUGCUCAACCACAAGAAGAGGAGGGAGAACAGUCAGGUGGCAGAACUGCUACAGAAGAUUGAGCAUAUGGUGACAGGAUAUGGAGGCAUCCAUUAUCAACUAGACAGUGACACAAUAUCUAAGUUAGAAAACAUGAGGAAGGAGGAGACAGAGAGGGCGGAUGAGAGAAGGAUGAGAGUAGAGAGUCAGAGGCGAGAACUGCAGGCUAAAUUAAAAUAAUUGACAAAAGGAGCCAUACAUUCUGUUCAGAGCAUCAUUAACAGUGAUGUUAACAUGACAUAUGCGAUACACAUUGGAACAAAAAAUGUUCUCUUCCGAGUACUCCUCCAAAGGAAAAAAAAAAUAAUGAUGCUACUUUUUGUAGUUUUGCAAAACAAGUGUGUGUGUGUGUGUGUUUGGGUUUUGAACUUCAACCUUUAAUAAAUGUGUGUAUAUUUUUUGCUU
Molecule: messenger RNA, 2507 nt
Organism: Alosa sapidissima (American shad)
Lineage: Eukaryota; Metazoa; Chordata; Actinopteri; Clupeiformes; Clupeidae
Product: GTPase IMAP family member 8-like
Exons: 4
Coding region: 69-2282 (737 amino acids)
Molecular function (GO): GTP binding
Source: RefSeq, a predicted model, not a curated record